Juglans regia (Persian walnut) is the source of this 1410-nucleotide messenger RNA. Its product is annotated as aluminum-activated malate transporter 2-like. Gene Ontology annotation, cellular component: plant-type vacuole membrane. NCBI's taxonomy places the organism in Eukaryota, Viridiplantae, Streptophyta, Magnoliopsida, Fagales, Juglandaceae. The record is from RefSeq and is a predicted model, not a curated record. Bases 1 to 1410 code for a protein of 469 amino acids. Gene Ontology annotation, biological process: malate transport. The transcript is spliced from 7 exons.
AUGGAUAUUGCUUCAACAAAUUUUGAAAAUGUUGGACCUUUCACUCGUGCAUGGGAAUGGCUCAAGGCCUUGCCUGUAAAGUUAUGGGCUAUGGCAGUCGAGUUUGCAAAUAAGAUGAAGAAACUUGGACAAGAUGAUCCCCGAAGAAUAGUCCAUUCGCUCAAAGUAGGAGUGGCUAUCUCGUUGGUUUCCUUGUUCUAUUACGUCCGACCGCUCUUCGACCGUUUUGGUGAAAAUGGAAUAUGGGCGGUUUUAACCGUCGUUCUAGUGUUCGAGUUUUCAGUUGGAGGAACAUUGGGAAAAGGCCUAAACAGGAUGCUGGCAACGUUGUCCGGUGGUGCGCUAGCUGUCGGAGUUGAUCAGGUGGCAACUCUCUUCGAUGGGACGGGACAACCCAUAGUACUUGGAAUCUUAGUCUUUAUAAUAGCUGCAACGGUAACAUUUAUGAGAUUCUUCCCUGCACUGAAGGCAAGAUACGAUUAUGGACUGAUGAUAUUCAUAUUGACUUUUUGCUUGGUAUCUGUGUCGAGUUAUAAAGAUGAUGAGGUUCUAGAUAUGGCCUGCCAGAGGCUAUACACAAUCAUCAUUGGUUGCUUUAUUGCUAUCAUUAUAUGCAUCUGUGUAUGCCCUGUCUGGAUUGGGGAGAAUCUGCAGAACCAAAUAGCUAACAAUUUGGAAAAGCUUGGGAAUUUCUUAGAAGGAUUUGGUAGGGAAUACUUCAGAUUGUCAGAGGAAGGGCAUUCCACUGAUGAUGAUAAAUCAUUUCUUCACGGGUAUAAAAGUGUUCUGACUUCUAAAGACAAGGAAGAAACUAUGGCCAAUUUAGCGAGAUGGGAAUUUUGGCACUAUCGUUUUGGGUUCCGUCAUCCUUGGAAUCGUUACCUUAAAGUUGGAACCUUGACUCGGCAGUGUGCCUACAAAAUUGAAGACCUCAACAGCUAUCUCAACCGAGAAUCUCAGACACCACCAGAAUUCCGCAGUAAAAUUCAAGCUACAUGCACGAAGAAGAGCAUGGAAUCAGGCAAGGCAUUGAUGGAGUUAGCAUCUGCAAUCAAGACAAUGACACCACCAUCCUCUGCCAAACCCCACAUUGCAAAAUCCGAAAGUGCAGCCAAAGGCUUCAAAUCCUUGCUGCAAGCAGGCUUGUGGGAAGAAAUCGAUUUCUUUGAGGUUUUGCCAGCGGCAACCGUGGCAUCACUGCUAGUUGAUGUGGUUUCUUCCAUGGAGAAAAUUGCGGAGUCGAUUAAUGAGCUUGCCACUCUUGCACGUUACGAAAGUGCCGAGCAUAUUAUUGAGGAAGAAAAGGAGGCAGCUGGGUCACUUCACCUACAACCAAUCCCGCCAUGUUCGAGCACCAGUGGAGAACAUCAUGUUAUUACAAUCGAUCAGCCGUCUAGAUAUUUACCAUAA